Cladophialophora psammophila CBS 110553 is the source of this 1143-nucleotide messenger RNA. RefSeq lists its product as uncharacterized. The record is from RefSeq and is a predicted model, not a curated record. Lineage: Eukaryota; Fungi; Ascomycota; Eurotiomycetes; Chaetothyriales; Herpotrichiellaceae. The coding region runs from base 1 to 1143 and encodes 380 amino acids. The transcript has a single exon. Gene Ontology annotation, molecular function: hydrolase activity, hydrolyzing O-glycosyl compounds. Gene Ontology annotation, biological process: carbohydrate metabolic process.
AUGUUGCACCUUUUCAUCCAGCACGCCAUCGGCAGCAUCGCGGUAUGCCUGACCCUCCUAAACUCGCUCCAAUCACACUCACCGUCACAAUCCUUCCGCGUUUCGGUGUCCGCUGCAGGCGUCGGUCCUGCAGUCGCCGAGAACUUUCCAGACCCGGGCCUCGCUCUUGACACAAGUAAUGGAUCCGAGACUUGGUACGCUUUCAGCACCCAGACCGGAAAGAUCAAUGUCCGGCUUGCCUCCUCGCGGGACUUUUCAAACUGGAAGCUGCAUGAAGGCUACGAUGCUCUUCCCACGACGCCAGGCUGGGCGCGUAGGUCGCCUCACGCCGGUAUCUGGGCACCGGACGUGAACCAACGACCGGAUGGAUCAUGGGUCAUGUACUUUGCCGCCGUAGGUCGGACUCAUCCACAAAAACACUGCAUUGGUGCUGCCACCUCUCCCAACGUCACGGGGCCUUACACUCCCCUCGAUGAACCCAUCGUAUGCAAUCUCCCUAGAGGCGGCAACAUCGAUCCAAAUCUCUUCGUCGAUCCCAUCAACAAUGAGAAUUAUCUGGUCUACAAGACUGAUGGCAAUGCAAUCGGUCAUGGAGGUGCUUGCGGGAACACCAAGAGCCCAGUGGUGCCUACGCCGCUUUAUCUUCAAUUGAUGGACCCCCAGGACCUCGUCACGCCAAUAGGCCAGCCCGUCUACCUGUUCUCAAACGCCAAUAGUUUCAAAGAAGAUGGCCCAAACGUCGAACGGCCAUGUAUGGUCUACCGCAACUCGACCUACUAUCUCCUGUACAACGCCCAUUGCUUCGCGAGUCCACAGUACCGCAUCGACUACGUCAGCUGCAGGGUCGGCGUCGACACCCAUACCGGCAUUCUGGGCUGCAACUGGGACGCUCUCAAAAUGAAGCAACAGACGUCCAAGGACCACACAUUGCUCCAAACGGGCGAUGUCGUCUCCGGUACGAAAUUUUACGCUCCGGGCAGUAUGGAUGUGAGUCCCGACCAACGUAGAGUGGUCUUCCACGGCGAUGUCAACUUGGAGUGGUUCGCGCCCCAUCAUCCACACAGUGUUCACCGUGACCGUGCCAUGUUCGCGGGCGAGAUUGACUUUGUAAAAUCAGUUCUUCGAGUUACUCAGCUUUUCUGA